Messenger RNA from Sphaeramia orbicularis (orbiculate cardinalfish), 3197 nucleotides. Its product is annotated as tripartite motif-containing protein 16-like. The record is from RefSeq and is a predicted model, not a curated record. Gene Ontology annotation, molecular function: protein binding; zinc ion binding. Lineage: Eukaryota; Metazoa; Chordata; Actinopteri; Kurtiformes; Apogonidae. The transcript has a single exon. Bases 100 to 1830 code for a protein of 576 amino acids.
AGACAGUAAACAGGAAACACUGCAUGUACAGAUCAGAGCUCAAACUGUUUUCACUCAAAGUGAAACUUAACUUAACAGUUGUUGUUACAUAAAGCAGAAAUGGCGCAGAAAGGAGUUCAGCUGGAUCAGGAAACACUUUCCUGUUCGAUCUGUUUGGAUCUACUGAAGGAUCCGGUGACUAUUCCCUGUGGACACAGCAACUGUAUGAGCUGUAUUAAAAAACACUGGGAUGAAGCGGACGGGAAUAACAGCUGCCCUCAGUGCAGACAGACCUUCAUACCCAGGCCUGUCCUGGUCAAAACCACCAUGUUGGCAGAUUUAGUGGAACAGCUGAAGAAGACUGGACUUGAACCUGCUGCUGCUGACCACUGCUACGCUGGAGCUGAAGAUGUGGUCUGUGAUGUGUGCACUGGGAGGAAACUGAAAGCUGUCAAGUCCUGUCUGGUGUGUUUGGCUUCUUACUGUGACAAACACCUUCAGCCUCAUCAUGAAUCUGCUGCUUUUAAGAAACACAAGCUGAUGGAUCCGUUGGAGAAGCUCCAGGAGAACGUCUGCUCUCGUCAUGGUGAGGUGAUGAAGAUGUUCUGCCUCACUGAUCAUCAGUGUAUCUGUUAUCUGUGCUCUGUGGAUGAACAUAGAGGCCACGACACAGUUUCAGCUGCAGCAGAAAGGACUGAGAGGCAGACAGAGCUGGAGGUGAGUCGACAGAAAAUCCAGCAGAGAAUCAAAGACAAACAGAAAGAUGUGAAGGUGUGUCAACAGGAGGUGGAGGCCAUCAGACGCUCUGCUGAUGAAGCAGUGGAGAAGAAUGGCAAGAUCCUGACUGAGCUGACCCAACUGAUGGAAGAAAGACGGCGUGAUGUGGAGCAGCAGAUCAGAUCUAAGGAGGAAACUGAAGUGAUUCGAGUUAAAGAGCUGGAGUCGAAGCUGGAGCAGGAGAUCACUGAGCUGAGGAGGAAAGACGCUGAGAUGGACAAACUGUCACGCACAGACGACCACAUCCAGUUUUUACUCCAGUAUCCAUCAGUGUCCGAACUCAGUGAAGACCCAGACUCAUCCAGCAUCGACAUCCGUCCUCGGAGUUACUUUGAGGAUGUGACGACAGCUGUGUCAGAGCUCAGAGAUAAACUACAGCACAGUCUGACAGAGGAAUGGAACCCUCAACCAGGGAUAGGGUUAUGGUUAUGGUUAUGGAUAGUGUUAACCCUAACCCUAACCCUAACCAUAACCUUAACCUGUGUUUCACCGUCAAAUCAACAUCCUGAACCACAGACCAGAGCAGAUUUCUUACAAUAUUCAUGUAAAAUCACACUGGAUCCAAACACAGUGAAUGAACAUCUGUCACUGUCUGAGGAGAAUAAAAGAGUAACACGUACUGGUCAAAAACAGGACUAUCCUCAUCAUCCAGACAGAUUCAGUGACUUUCAUCAAGUCCUGAGCAGCGAGAGUCUGACUGGUCGAUGUUACUGGGAGGUGGAGUGGAGUGGGGAGUUCGUUGAGGUCGCAGUUGCAUAUAAGGAUAUUAAGAGAGAAGGAAACUCUGAUGAAUGUAAAUUUGGACACAAUGACAAAUCUUGGGCUUUAUGUUGUAACAAAAACCCUCCUGUAUUUCGGUACAACAGUGUCCAGGUUCGUGUCUCAGGUCCAGUUUCAUCCAGAAUCGGAGUGUACCUGGAUCACACAGCAGGUAUUCUGUCCUUCUACAGCGUCUCUGAAACCAUGACUCUGAUCCACAGAGUCCAGACCACAUUCACUGAACCUCUGUAUGCUGGAGUUUGGCUUCGGCAUUGGAAAGUCGGCGUCACUGCCCACUUUCCUAAACUCCAGUAAACUUGUUAACUUUGAUCCAGUUGAUUAGAUCAAUAUUUACGUGUCCCUCUCGAAACCACACGACAGAAAAAUAGAUCAACUUUUUUUUUUUCCUGAACUCACAAUCCAGAUUUGGUCCCAUUCAGACUUUUUCCUGAGGAUUCUAAUAGUCAACUCUUUGUGACUAUCAACCAGCCAAUAGUCUGUUUAUAAAAUCAUCUCUGAUGUUCACAGAGCUGUCAUUAACUGAGGACGACACAACAAGACUUUCAUCAUGUCUGUGUUUUUAAAAAGUAAAACAAAGUGGUGCCGUUUUUCUACUUUGGAGGAGUUUCGUUCAAAUCUACUGUUCUUUCCUGUUUCCUAAAGAAGCAGCGUGGACUGACGAGGCUCAGUCAUGUGACUGGAAUGGGUUUCAGAUAAUAGUGGAACCUGAUUGGUUCAGUUACAAGGACAUGGAUUUGGAGACAACAAUAGAAGUAGAGAAAAUGAACAAACUCAGACUGAGGCUGAGCUCAUGUAUGUAAACCUGUUAAUCAGAUUUUUAUCAUUCUUGUACCUGUGCAUGUGUGGAAAGAAAAAGAAAUCAUAGAAAACUGAAGUGAUUGAGUCAAAUAUGAGCUGAAGGCAAUCACAGGAAGUUUGAUUCUAUCAGUACUUAUAUAAAACCCCAGAAGUAAUCUUAUAAUAGACUGAAACAUGGUUUUUCGAUUAUUUGUGAAGUGCAUGUAAAUGCAUCAUAUCUGAUUAUUACAGUUACCUGAUUACUAACAGGUGUAGGGUUUUUAUGGUCGUGUAAACAGGCUGAAAAUGUUGGAUGAUCCAGUUUAAUAGAUAGAUGUCAGCCAUCUUAAAAAAUGAACAUAUUUUUCUUAAAUCUUCAUAUAUUUAAUUUAAGUCACUCUAUUAUUGUCUUUCAGCCUUUUACUGUUCAUGUCUUAUAUCUUUAGAAUCUUUUAAUCUUUUAUGCUUGUGCUCUGAGAGUCCUUUGCACAAGGAUUUCUAUGUAUGUGAACAGGUGUAAAAAUGGAACCUAAACUUUAUCAGAUCUUAUUAAAGCCUGAGGUGUGACAAAUUACAAAAUACUGAUGUUGUAAAUAUGAGACGAGAUGUAAUGUUUGGAGGAUUAUCAAUCAUCACAUAAUUGGGAAGUGUAUGGAAAAAUAUUGAUUUUUGUGUAAAAAAAAAAAUAAAGCAAGUAACGUGGAAAAAAUGCAAGUGUUUCUGCUGGGGUUUGAACAUCGUACAUUGUUAAGUUACUUACUGAGCUAUCUGUCUACGUGUACCUCAGGGCGCAAAUUUUUGCAUCCCAAGGCUCUCCUGUCUCUUGCAUGACGAGAGUCUGUAUGUAACUCAAAAGUAAUACAGGAGUCAUGUAAUGCAUUAUA